This is a messenger RNA of Penaeus chinensis, 2808 nucleotides long. Its product is annotated as DNA-dependent metalloprotease SPRTN-like. Gene Ontology annotation, cellular component: nucleus. The record is from RefSeq and is a predicted model, not a curated record. Lineage: Eukaryota; Metazoa; Arthropoda; Malacostraca; Decapoda; Penaeidae. Gene Ontology annotation, biological process: DNA repair. The transcript has 7 exons. Bases 509 to 2527 code for a protein of 672 amino acids. Gene Ontology annotation, molecular function: polyubiquitin modification-dependent protein binding; single-stranded DNA binding; metalloendopeptidase activity.
GUCGCAUCAAAACAACUUGAGCUUGAAUGUGAUUGGUUUUUCAUUUAGCAGAGAGUUAGGUAAUUGUGGGUUAGGGUGCUGAGAAUUUUGUAUGUAAUUAGCCUUGAAUUGGCAUUGCUUCUCAGCCAUUUUAACCUAUAAUAAGGUAUACAUCGUGGAAUGAAGUAUUAGGUAGUAGUACAAGAUGGAGCAGGAUUCUUGUUAAAGAUUUGUUUUUUUCAUGUUGAAACUUGCAACUAGCUCUUUCCUGUAUUCCAGCUCUAAAUGAAAAAGAAUAUUGGACAUGUAGAUGUCGAUAGUGAUUCGUGUGUGUCAUAUUUCGCGGAAAUAUUUCUGUUUAUCAUAAAGUUGAUGAAAGUAUAUGGUAACAAUUAUACACUUUCCAAAUUAGUUGAGUCAUUUUUGCUGAAUAUUAGAACAAGCAGCAAGAUUUUCCACAGGACUCGUACAGCUUAUUGGAUGCUGGACUUAUUAUCAGUUCUCUAGGACACAGUAAGGUGAUCAGGAAAUGAUGGAUGAUAAUGCAGAAAUCGACUUUACCCUGGCACUCCAGCUUCAGGCUCAGUUUGAGGAAGAGCUUAGAGCAAGUAUCCAGAGUCAAGAAGCAACUCACUUGAAAUCUUUAUUGGAGGUGAACUCCAGCAUCUCCGGAUCAAACAGUAAAAUGAAACGUAAGAAUUUUGGGGACCUAGAUGAGCCUCCUCAAGAGAAGCUGUCCGUGUCUCUCAUUGACCACUCAUGGGAGCUGAUUGACCCUAACCCUGACCUCCACACACUCUUUCUCACAUUUGACAAACAGUUCUUUUGGGGUCGGUUGUAUCAAGUGGAGGUGAAGUGGAGCCCUAGAAUGACCUUGUGUGCAGGUGUGUGCAGCUAUGAAGGGCGAGGUGGUCUCUGCUCCAUCCGUCUCUCACUCCCUCUCUUGAAGCUUAGGCCACGCAAAGACAUGAUUGAAACAUUACUGCAUGAAAUGAUUCAUGCUUACCUGUUUGUGACGGCAAAUAACAGAGACCGUGAUGGCCAUGGUCCUGAGUUCCACAAACAUAUGUAUCGCAUCAAUGGUGUAGCUGGAACAAAAAUUUCUGUGUACCACAGCUUUCAUGAUGAAGUUGACCAGUACCGCCAACACAUCUGGCAGUGUGAUGGGCCAUGCCGGCAUCGUAGGCCAUACUUUGGACUGGUGAAGAGAUCCAUGAACCGUGUUCCUGGGCCUCGUGAUCCAUGGUGGGGACAGCACCAGCAAUCUUGUGGAGGCUCGUACACCAAAAUCCAAGAGCCAGAAGGCUAUGGGGUCAAGAAGAAGAAGGGAAGUUCUGCAGCUGAGAAGAAAAACAAGGGUGCGGACAUCAGGAAACUCUUUGGAAGCACAUCAAAGGAUAAUUCUGCAGACAGGGAAGGAAAGAAAAAGGGAAAUACAAGUCCACCACUUAAGGAAAAUAUUCCAGGCUACAGUGGCAGCACCUCAAACUCAUCUUUCAGGGGCACAGGGUCAGAGGGGCCUGACAAAGGGAAAGGGCCUUCAAAUAUACAUGGAUUUGGUAGUACAGCAACAGGAACAGUAAGACAGGUGAAUGUGAAUAAUGCUAGAAGAUCAAAAGUACAUGGAUUUGGUGGCAGUGGCUCUCCUGCCAAAAAGAAACCACGAAUAGGAGGGAAAGGAACAAGCAUGGGAUCUAGUGGUUCAGUCAGUGGAGCUAUGAAAGGAGGUUCAGGAAUAGCUCUAGCUUCCCGUGGUGGAGGAUCUAAAACAGUAACUGUGAAGGGGAAAGGUAACACUAGCCACCAAACUGAGAAAGACACAGAAACUGUGCAAGCUGGUGCACCUCCUGUGACACCAUUCAAGGGAACAGGCCAUAGUUUAGGUGGUCCGUCAUCUGGGGUUUCGAGACUGAUGUCAUUAUCAGCCCCAACUAUUCAGACAUCAGACCCACGGACAAAGUCACCAAAAGACACCCUUCAGAUUAAAGAUUCUGACAAUGCAAAUUCACAGUUUAGUGGUAAAAGGAACACCUAUGUGUCUGGUACAACUGGCUGGAUAUCACCAUCAAAGGGAAAGUCACCAAUGAAAGGGAAAAGUGUAUCUCCAUGUCCUCAAAAAUCAAUUGAUAAAUUCUUCAAGCCAUCCACAUUUCAACCUUCUGAACCUAAGGAUGAAAGUGGCGUUAAGUGUCCAGUAUGUAGCAAAUGUGUGUCAAAGAGACAUAUUAAUAAGCAUCUGGAUGAAUGCAUAGGUGACUUUGAUGAUGAUGACAAUGACUUUGAAAAUAAUGAAAAAAACAACAAAGUUACUAAGAAUAAUAAACAGAACUUAGGUGUAAAUACCUCUGAUGAAAGGGUAGUACUUUUGUCCAGUGAUGAUGAUGAUGGCUAUCUGAAUGGCAACACAAACAAAGUUUUACCAUGUUCUUCUAGGACUGGCAGAACAACAGAAAUAGUCACUUUACCAGAACAGUUGUUUCCAUGUCCUGUGUGCAAUGACAUGUUUUCAGAGGCAGCAAUGAAUCAACAUCUAGAUUCUCACUUUUAGUGGUUGAGUAUAUUUAACCCAUUCACGAUGGGCAUGUCACGUACGUCCAUGCCAUGCCCACUGUGAGUUUACUUGUUUAAUUGUUUUUGCUCAUAGAUGGCUACACUUGUACUAAAUCACCAAUAAGCCAAUUAUAAGUACUGCCUGUGUCGCCCAUUUAUCCUUUUCUUUAAUUUAUGAAAAUAUAUUACGUUAAUGUUUAUAACAUUAUAGUAGUUAUAAUGUUUAUAAUAAAAAUAACACCAUCAAUAUAUAUAGCACUAGUAAAAAAUACAUUUUCC